UUCAACCAAGGUGACGCACAAAUUACGUAUUAUUUCAUUACAUGGUGAUAUUCAUUUUUAAUUCGCGCGUGUAUAGAAUUAAUAGCAGUAGCCAAUAUUUGUGUCUGUGAUAGCGAAACAAUCUAGUGUGUUUUACAGCAAACCAAUACGUACCAGUUGGCCUGUUUGGAGUUAGUGUUGAAAUAACGUAUCCGUGCUUUUAGCAAGCGACACCACACCAGAGCACAACAAUGAAACCUCAGCCAGAAGCGAUGGACGAACAGCCGUCGAAAAUAUUUAUCAAUCCAAAGUUUGCUAAAGCACACAUUAACCCGAUGUUUUUAGCAUCCAAUGGUUCGUUCAGACAGCCGGAAGUGCAGCAAGUCGUGCCAGCGUCCCACCAGAGCAAGAUACACCUGAAUCCUGCCUUUCUGGACAAGCUCGGAAUUCAACAGGUAAUGCCAUCAACAACAACAGCAGCAGCACCAGCAGCACUUCCAGCAGUACCUAACGUGCCCCAGCCACAGCCACUGGUGUCACAUUCGUUUGCUCCUUGCAAACCCGCAUUUACAGGGACUGUUAAUCCGAUAAUUAAAAAUACAAGAAGAAAACUCGUUCGUGCCUCCACCGUCAGUCUACCGAGUGACGCAUCGACUGCUACUGCGAUGGUAAAAUCAGUUGCUAAGGAGAUGCUACCGUCGAGCAAUGUGCAUCCACCAAAGAUUCUUGCCCCACUGGUUAGGAUAGGGAAGAACAAACUGAUCCGCAGCGCGGUACCUACGGCUGCGAGGCCGGAAAUUGUGAAACCGAGGGUGCUAAUGAAUGCCCUACCGGAAAGGAAAAGUCUCCGAAUCGAUCGAAGGUUACCAGCAGUAAGAAAAUCCCUCACCCAGAAGCCCACGUUCGUGAAACGUUAUGCCUUGUCGAGGAUAGAUGGCAUCACACCGAAAAAGGUGGUCGUAACCGAUCCGAAGUUGUUGAAAUUGAAACGUAACCCAACCGCGGUAAAGUUUCACGAAAAGUCCGCAACGGGUAAGAUGGGAACGAUUGCUUACGCGUCGAAAAACAAGCAGCUUGUACUGGUCAAUAUCAACGGGGUGCUUUAUCGGUCCUCGACGAACAAGCUGCAAAAAUCUGUAUCCCGUUCGGCAACAGCACCAUCAUCAUCAUCCGUCAUUGGACAUUCGCCGGCAAAACCGGCGCGCAAAACCAAAGAACACUUUUUGAUCAUAAGAGGCGUCCGCUUCGCCCUGGACCGUACCGGGAUGAAGCUGCGCUCCGUUGGCGGCACCUCACCGCCCACGCCAAUAACAGGCUCCAGAGGCUAUGCCGAACCACGGCUAAACCGUAUCGACAUCGGAGGACUUACGUACAAAGCGCGCAAGGAUGGAACGUUCAUCCGGACGGAUAGCCACCGGACGCGCAACCAUCUGAGCGUGGCCAAGCAGCGCAGCAUACAGGUGCUGACGAGCAAGCUGAAGAAAUGUAACGAACCGUGCCAUAUUUACCGCCGGCUAGGUAAAUGCCUGGCCCACCAGCGGGGCAAAUGUCCGAAGGUGCACGAUCCGAAGCACGUUAGCAUCUGUCAGCGGUUUUUGCGCGGCGAAUGCCUACUCGACGGAUGUUUGCUGUCGCACGACAUUACCUCGCUGGAGAAGAUGCCCGUGUGCCGGUUCUUCCUCGAGGGGCGGUGCGUGCGUGAUCCGUGCCCGUAUCUGCACAAGAAAGUGAGCGAAAGUGUGCGCAUUUGUGAUGCAUUUCUGAACGGGUUCUGCUCACUGGCUGACAAGUGUCCCAAUCGGCACGUGUUUCAGUGCCCUACGUUUGAGCAGGAAGGUAAAUGCGACCGUGCCCGUUGUCCCUAUCCGCAUGGGAAGAAAGAGAGCAGAAAGAAGCAGGACAAACCUUCCACUUCGAUGGUGUCGCACAAAUCGGAACCCAAGGAACCUGCGACGGUGCCACAUGUUCGGUACUACAAGGACGAAAGGCAAUCACUAACGGUAGAAACCGAACACCGCAGCGAAACGGGUGAGUUGAUGAGUGCUAGUGAACGUAACCAGUUGAAGCGUAUGCUUGGUGAAGUGGACAAAAUGAAGCAACGGUAUCGUGAGAAUGAUGACGACAGUAUGGCGACAGAAAACCGUCCCGCGGAAGGUAACGAACAAAUUGUAAGUAUGCCCGAAACUGCCCCGACGUUGACCGGCGGUGACCGUUCCGAUGCGUGCUACUCGCCAUCGGAACCUACACCGGACGAUCCAAAGAACGACAGUGAUGGCGUGGAGGAAGUCGGGGAGGAAGAUACAAGACCUCCGGCAUUGCGUCGGAAAGCGCUCGGUCCGCUGCCGGCGUUUAUUCCAAUUUGAGUCACACAGGUCAAAAUACCCAAUAAGAAAAGAAAAUAACGUUUGAACCCAAAAAUCGAAAGCUAAAUAGAGAGAUAGCUGUUGAGAGAGAUGAAACAAAAAAAUGCCACAAAAAGUUGCUAUUAAGUUAAUCAAUAAUUAAAAAGUAUAUGAACGUGUUUUGAAAAAUGACGAAAUAAAAGAUGAUAGUUAAAUGGUUAAAAGUAC
Molecule: messenger RNA, 2549 nt
Organism: Anopheles merus
Lineage: Eukaryota; Metazoa; Arthropoda; Insecta; Diptera; Culicidae
Gene: ZC3H3
Product: zinc finger CCCH domain-containing protein 3
Exons: 3
Coding region: 231-2342 (703 amino acids)
Cellular component (GO): nucleus
Molecular function (GO): metal ion binding
Source: RefSeq, a predicted model, not a curated record